AUGGUGAGUUUGAGAAAAUGUUCUUGGUCUAAAGAUUUUCUGAGAUAGGCGGUCCUGGGCUUCCAUGUGGUGGUUUGUCUCGUCGCGCUGACGCUCUUCUCCAAACUGGCGAGUCGCGUCUCGUUCGUCUCGUUUUUCAUAACCAAUGGGUUAGUUUUGGCAUAAUUGUCGAUUUUAAAUAGGUUCAGAUUGUACCGAUUCAUAGCCCCAUCAAACAACGAACUGCGCGCUUUGCUCCCUUCUUCAAAGGAGAAAAAUCCGAGAGCAAGAAGAAAAAAACGGUAAAAAUGCAAAGUUUUCGUUAUUUCAUCGACGCGUUUAGUGAGGAAGAGGAAUCACAGGGAUUCAACGUCCCGAAAUCCUCCGAAUUUCAACUGAAAAUCGUGGCUGUCAAGCCAGAAGACCUGCAGAACUUUGAAAUGUACUCGGCGCUACAUUGGCUGUGCCUAUGCGUCCCGAUUUGCUUCGCUGUUAGUGACUUUUUCAGAGUCCUACUAAUUCUUCCUAGGUCUAUGCCAUCUGCGAGGUCUACACGUUCGUCUUCCCCGACAACAAGGACCUCAACGUCUCUGUCAUCCUCAUCAUGGUCGCUGCCGGCUUUGUUCUACAGGUUCAAGCUGGAUUCAUUUGGAAAUAGUGUUCUGAAACGCGAGAAUUUGUUUGAUCAGCAUGGGCGCAUCGAUAAUGGGUAUCGUGAUACCCUUUGGGGUAUAUCGCAGGGUUUGAAAUCUCACGAUGGUAGCUCGAGGGUACCUCUGUGGAGUCUGAGAGAUAGACUUGAGGUGUAGUCUGUUCAGAUUUUGAAUUUCAAACUCCGCCCCUUAUGCGUAUAUCCAACCAAUCAGAGAGCGAGCCAUUCACAGAGCGUUGUUGGGCGCGGAGUUUGCUGCUUGAAAUGGAAAAUAUGAACAGACUAUAUACUCUCAAGGACCUCCGAGGUGGCUCAUAUAGCGCUGAAAGGUAUACCGGAGGCCUCUUGAUGGAUAUAUCAUGGGAUACCAUUUUGAGAGGUAUAUUUAUGGACACAGUAUGGUACCCUUCCGAUUCGCCUGUGUGUGCGAAUCGAACUUUUUUCUCGAGUUAUUCAAACUAUGCAAACAAGUCUACGGAGUACAGAUGUAUUUGAAGUUUUCAGGUUAUGAUGACCUUAACUGCGUGGUUGGUGACGAACGACGAUGAAAGAGGCUUCAUGAUGAUGAUCGCGGCGCUGUAUUUCCUCAUCUCCUGCAUUUUUUCCAUGUUCGCUGAUCGUCUUUUCGACGUUCAGAUGCUCACGGGUUCUUUUUCUUCAUGGUUUUUCUCGAAGUAUCUUUUUUGAAGCCUACGAAAAGCUGAGCUCGAACAUUGUGACAUUUGUCGACUCUUCGGGGAUCAUGACUAACACGACGAUUACCGACGUCCGUCCCGACAAUCCCCUUUUUCUGUUAGUUAUUUUUUGCUCUUCCAUUAUAGUCCGCCGCGACUUGACAGUUUUCGCAUGUCUGCGUCUCUCUGUUCCCUCUUCGGCGAGGUCAGAGAAACAUGGAAAUAGCACGUAAACAUGAGAGGGACGUCGAGAGAUAAGGAGGGCGCAGAGAAGACUUAUCGAGGCGCGGAAGACGGACUAUAUUCAAUAUUUUCAGGUACAUUUCUCUGUCCAUCUUCUUCUCGGUACUCUCUGCGAUGCUCGUCUUCCCCAAUUUCCGUUGCGCUCUCCUUUACCUUAGAGCCAUCGAAACGGACGGCGUUUUGAAAAGGUUCGCAGUUUAAUCAAAAAUCUGAUCUUGCUAACUAAUCUUCAAUAUGAAACUUUCUACAUAGGCAUAGUCGGAAAAGGUGAAAAAAGACUCCAUUUUUGCUGCCAUUUUGCGCUAUUUCAUCGGCUUUUUCGCACCAUUUUGGCUACCUUUCCCCUUCUCCACCAUUUCUAGAGCCUCUAAAAUCACAGAAAAAAUGGAAGAUAAAGGGACCCUUUUUGCUGCCUUUCUGCGGCCUUUUUUGAGCCUCUCCCUUUAGCGGCCGAGUCGGAAUUGUGGAUAUGAAAAACGAAAAACUUUGUCAUUGAAAAUUUCAUUCAUCUCGGGCAAAGUAGGAAUGGUGGAUAAUGGCCGCUAAAAGGCAGAAGCUCAAAAAAAAAAAAGGCCACAGAAAGGCUGCAAAAAGGGUCUUUUUAUCGAGCCUUCCGUCUUUUCUAAGAUUUCAAAGGCUCAAGAAAUGGUGGAAAAAGGGAGAGGCAGCAAAAAUGGUGCAAAACAGCCGAUAAAAUGGCGCAAAAAAGGAACCUUUUUUUUACCCUAAAAGGAAAAUUUCUCCCGAAACUGCCUAUGAUAUUUGAUUCUUCAUAUCCUUUUCCUACCAAGCGGAUUGUCUUGCAGAAUUCUCGAUCACAUAGCUUUUGUCCUUCCCGCCUUGAUCCUUGUGACUUUCUCGCUCCCUGUCAAGUAUCGUCUGGUGGACAGCCCAAGGAAGCUGUCAGUUUUUCAAAUCAGUUUCUAAAUUGACCCAUCCUUUAGAAUGACUAGCGAUCAGCUAGACAUUCUUCGAGUUUAUCUCGUCAUUCUUUGGAUGAUACUCCGCUUUGCUGUCCGUGUUUCGCACCUUCAGGUAUCUUAUUUUGAUCAUUUCGAGACAUGAAAUUGAAACAUUGAAGGCUCAUCUGAAUCUCUCCUACGAGAAGGUGGCGCAGUUGCAAAAACAGUCGGGUAGCGUCAAGAACUUCGCUGUGCAGUCAAUGGUAAGUAAUAUGAAGUUUUCAUGUUCUCCUUUUUCAGCCUUUUCGCUUUUUCAAACAAUAUAUUAAGCAAAUUUUCAUUUCCAAGACAUAAUACUACAUAUUGAUGAUGACUUUCCGGAAAUAUAUGGUACAAAGAAAAGAAAAAGUCAUGGCUAACUUCUUUGAGAGUCAUUUUACACCUUAUUUUUUAGGUUCUGCGCUAUUACUCGUACAUUUGCUGUGCUUCCAUUCAGUACUUCGGCCCAUCUAUCUUGGCUGCUCUCUUCGCGGUACUUCUAAAAACUGCAGGUAUCUCCUUUUUCCGAAAACUAGAAAUAGUGAUCAUAUGGUAGUUAAAUUCAUGUUGGCCUGGGAGUUGUCCGUUACAGGCUUCAUAAAAAAGUUUCUUCCGUUAUUGAGCUUUUCAAAACCAGAGUUUUAAACUUUUUGAAGGAUAAACCUAUUGACCGCGGCUUUAGUCAUCGAAAAAAAAGAGUCUUGCUCAGAAACUCCAGAUUCAUCCUUAUAGGGUCAGCCUUGGGGCCUUUGGAGGGUCUCCUUUCGGGACUACUUUAACAACCUCUAUAGGGGUCACUGAAGCUUGAAAAAGUGGUCCUUAUAGGGGUUUUAGGGGACUACUUAAGCUUUAGGGGUCAGAACCUGAGCAUCUAUAGGGAACACCUUAAUUUUUUUCCCCGAUAGGGACCACUUUUUCGGCCCUAUAGGGACCCUCUAAAAUUGAUAAGUGACAUGAUAAGAAAAAAAUAUUUUUCUUUUUGAUGAAGAGCGCAGACAAAGCCAAGCCUGUCAUGUAUUGCAGUAGUUUUGGAGAAAUGUGAACUUUCUAGACUUUUUUUCUAUGAACUCAUUCACAUGAUCCCUCUGCAAAGCAUUUUUGAAUAUAAUAGCUAUUAAUUUAUUCUCCUAGUUAAAAAGAUGAGUGAGCUUUCUCCCGUCGAAGAUCCGCCAGCUCCUUUUUAACAUGAGCUUCUAGGAGGACUGUCGUGGCUGGGCACCGCUGGAAUUCCCGAAGACCAAUCCCUGGAAGGUCUCGGUCCCUUGAGGUUCGUCUUCGACCAUUUCGUCUGCCGGCAGUUCUUCUCCUUCCUCGUCCUCGUCACCCUCGUCAUCAACUUUUCGCUCUCUGUCAUGGGAGUCGUGUAUCACAACUACCUCGCUUCUAACUAG
Caenorhabditis auriculariae is the source of this 3880-nucleotide messenger RNA. NCBI's taxonomy places the organism in Eukaryota, Metazoa, Nematoda, Chromadorea, Rhabditida, Rhabditidae. The record is from the annotation of a GenBank genome assembly.